UCUGGCCACACUAGCAAAUACACAAGCCGCGCUGGGAAAACGUUUGCCGAAAAACUUCUAAAAAAAAACACUUAAAAACAGUAACAUAAGACUUUUGCAGUGCAUUUAAUAAGUAUUAUCUAUAGUUUGCCAUGGCUCUCGUGAAACCAAAGUCGGAACUGACCCCGGAGGAGCUGGCCCGACAGGAGGAGGAAGAGUUCAACACCGGACCGCUGUCCGUGCUCACGCAGUCGGUGAAGAACAACACCCAGGUACUGAUAAACUGCCGCAACAAUAAAAAACUCCUGGGAAGAGUGAAGGCCUUCGACCGCCACUGCAACAUGGUGCUGGAGAAUGUGAAGGAGAUGUGGACAGAGCUACCGCGCACCGGCAAGGGCAAGAAGAAGGUCAAGCCGGUCAACAAGGACCGCUUCAUAUCGAAGAUGUUCCUGCGCGGCGACUCGGUAAUCCUGGUACUCAGAAACCCCCUGGCCACGGCGGCAGGCAAAUAGUAAAAGCUAUCAUUCAAUCAACUAAUAAAGGCAAACUCGACUUUCUAAGUUAAACAACCAA
Molecule: messenger RNA, 552 nt
Organism: Drosophila kikkawai
Lineage: Eukaryota; Metazoa; Arthropoda; Insecta; Diptera; Drosophilidae
Gene: SmD2
Product: small ribonucleoprotein particle protein SmD2
Biological process (GO): RNA splicing; spliceosomal snRNP assembly
Cellular component (GO): U4/U6 x U5 tri-snRNP complex; pICln-Sm protein complex; catalytic step 2 spliceosome
Molecular function (GO): RNA binding
Source: RefSeq, a predicted model, not a curated record